Messenger RNA from Paramuricea clavata, 1938 nucleotides. The record is from the annotation of a GenBank genome assembly. NCBI's taxonomy places the organism in Eukaryota, Metazoa, Cnidaria, Anthozoa, Malacalcyonacea, Plexauridae.
AUGAAUUUGAAAACAUUAUUAACCUUGCAUCCAAAAAAUCUCUUAAAAAUCAAAAAGAAGAAAUAUAGACGAAAAAUUAAUAAUGUUGCAAACAAAAAAUGGUUUGAUAAAGAUUGUAGAUUUAAAAGACACCAGCUUAGAAAACUUGCAAAACAUAGAGAUCCAAACAACACUGAAAUUAGAAGUGCAUACCAUACUGCUUUGAAAGACUAUAAAAGCACUUUAGAAAUAAAAAAGAAAAAUUUCCAUUUCGAUAAAAUCCAAGAAAUUGAAAAUGCUAGCAACGAUCCACUGCUAUUUUGGAAAACAUUAAAAAAUAUCAGUGACGAUCUUGAUUUUAAUGAAACUAAGAAAAGCCCACAACCAAGUGAAUGGCUGAAUCACUUUGAAACACUUCAUUCAGAACAUCAAUUAAACAAGGAACAAAACGAAAUCGUUGAAUGCCUGAAAAACUAUGAAAAAAUCAAAGACAACUUAACCGAACUUGAUUACAUCAUCACAGAAGAUGAACUACUAAAAGCAGCUAAAAAGUUAAAAUCUAAAAAGGCUGUCUAUAACGACAAAAUCAGAAACGAAAUGAUUAAAUCUAGUAUUGGAAUUCUCUCUAAAGCUUUUCUAAAAAUUUUUAACAACAUCUUAACAUCGGGGAAGUUUCCUGAAUCAUGGACCGAAGGCUUAAUAACCCCGAUCCAUAAAUCAGGAAACUCCCUCGAUCCAAACAACUACCGAGGUAUUUGUGUCUCAAGCUGCAUGGGCAAAUUAUUUUGCUCAAUUUUGAAUAAUAGAUUGAUGAAUUUCGCAAACGAAAAGCAAUUAAUUCACCCAACUCAAAUUGGAUUCAUGCCUGGAAAUAGAACGGCUGACCAUAUUCUUACGCUGAAAACUCUGCAUGAUAAAUAUGUCAAACAGAGAGAAAAAGAAAAAAUCUAUGCAUGUUUUGUUGACUUUAGAAAAGCUUUUGAUUCUGUUUGGCAACAAGGCUUAUUUUACCAACUUAUCAAAAACAACAUAGGGGGACACUUCUACGAUUUAAUUCAAGACCUCUACUCAAACACGAAAUGUGCAAUAAAACUAUCUGAAAACAGAACACCGUUUUUUCCUUACAAAAAGGGAGUCCGUCAAGGAUGCAUUUUAAGCCCUUUAUUAUUUAAUAUUUACAUAAACGAUCUUCCAAAAAUGUUUCAACAAACACAAUCAGAUCCAUUUCUAUUACCAAAUGGAACUACUAUCAACAGCCUACUCUAUGCGGAUGAUCUCAUUAUACUUUCACGAUCAAAAUCAGGUUUACAAAACUGUCUAAACCAAAUAAAUGAAUGGUGUAGUAAAUGGCUAAUGGAAGUCAAUAUCAAGAAAACAAAAAUUAUGAUUUUUCAAAAACACAACUCGAAAUUACCAAACCUUCAUUUCCACAUUGGAGAUAAAAAGAUAGAUAUAAUCAAAGAGUAUACCUAUCUUGGUCUCAAACUAGUACCAAAUGGGAAAUUUAAACUCGCACAACAACAACUAAGCGAAAAAGCCUUGCAUGCUCUUUAUAAAAUUCGUAAAAAUCUAGAUUUUCAUAAACUUUCACCAAAAACAGCAACAAAAAUUUUCGACUCAAUAAUUUCCCCAAUUCUACUAUAUAACUCAGAAGUCUGGGGAGCAUACGAAAAAAAUGAUCUGAAUAAAUGGGAUAAUUCAGAAACUGAAAAAAUUCAUUUAAGAUUCUGCAAGCUAUACCUAGGUGUUAACAGAAGAGCCAGUAACGUGGCUUGCAGAAGUGAACUUGGGAAAUACCCACUGCUGAUUACAAUAAAAAAGAAUAUACUAAACUAUUUUAAACAUAUUUUUAAACUAGACGACAACUCAAUAGUUAAACAAUCCUUCCUAAUGUCUAAACAACUAUUUGAAAAAGGCAAAGAAUCUUUCUACACCAACGCAAUAAACAUGCUUAAUUAA